Capra hircus (goat) is the source of this 3424-nucleotide messenger RNA. RefSeq names its product xylosyltransferase 2 (gene XYLT2). The record is from RefSeq and is a predicted model, not a curated record. Gene Ontology annotation, cellular component: membrane. Bases 1 to 2595 code for a protein of 864 amino acids. Lineage: Eukaryota; Metazoa; Chordata; Mammalia; Artiodactyla; Bovidae. Gene Ontology annotation, molecular function: protein xylosyltransferase activity. The transcript is spliced from 11 exons. Gene Ontology annotation, biological process: heparan sulfate proteoglycan biosynthetic process; chondroitin sulfate proteoglycan biosynthetic process.
AUGGUGGCGAGCGCGCGGGUGCAGAAGCUGGUGCGGCGCUACAAGCUGGCGAUCGCCACGGCGCUGGCCAUCCUGCUACUGCAGGGCCUAGUGGUGUGGAGCUUCAGCGUCCUGGAGGACGACGAGCCGGGCGAGAAAGGAAGGCAGAAGAAGCCACGGCCGCUCGACCCUAGUGAAGGCUCCAAGGACACAGACAGUUCAGCUGGGCGGCGGGGCAGCGCAGGCAGAAGGCAUGGGCGCUGGCGGGGCCGUGCCGAGAGCCCUGGUGUGCCCGUGGCCAAGGUGGUACGGGCAGUAACUAGCCGGCACAGAACCGGCCGGCGGAUCCCCCCCAGCCCACCCCCAGAGGCCCCAGGCCGCCAGAACCUGAGCGGGGCAGCAGCUGAGGAAGCGCUGGUUGGGGCGGCUGGCUUCCCACAUGGAGACACAGGGAGUGUGGAGGGCGCCCCCCAGCCCACAGACAACAGCUUCACGCCCAAAUGUGAGAUCGUUGGCAAGGAUGCUCUAUCCGCACUGGCCCGGGCCAGUUCCAAGCAGUGCCAGCAGGAGAUCGCCAACGUGGUGUGCCUGCACCAGGCCGGGAGCCUCAUGCCCAAGGCUGUGCCCCGGCACUGCAAGCGGGCUGGAAAGAUGAGCCCUGGCAUCCCGUGGGAUGAGGUCCGGGCCCAGCAGCCCAUGGAUGGCCCCCCAGUACGAAUUGCCUACAUGCUGGUGGUUCAUGGCCGUGCCGUCCGCCAGCUGAAGCGUCUCCUGAAGGCUGUGUACCACAAGCAGCACUUCUUCUAUGUCCAUGUGGACGAGCGCUCCAACUACCUGCACCGAGAGGUAGUGGAGCUGGCCCGGCAGUAUGAAAACGUGCGGGUAACGCCCUGGCGCAUGGUCACCAUCUGGGGCGGGGCCAGCCUGCUGAGGAUGUAUCUGCGGAGCAUGCAGGACCUGCUGGAGGUGCCCGGCUGGGCCUGGGACUUCUUCAUCAACCUCAGUGCCACUGACUACCCGACAAGGACCAAUGAGGAGUUGGUGGCUUUCCUGUCCAAGAACCGGGACAAGAAUUUCCUCAAGUCUCAUGGCCGGGACAACUCCAGGUUCAUCAAGAAACAGGGCCUGGACCGGCUCUUCCAUGAGUGCGAUUCGCACAUGUGGCGUCUGGGCGAGCGGCAGAUCCCAGCAGGCAUUGUGGUGGACGGCGGCUCGGACUGGUUCGUGCUAACUCGCAGCUUUGUGGAGUAUGUGGUGUACACAGACGACCCGCUUGUGGCCCAGCUACGUCAGUUCUACACAUACACGCUGCUGCCAGCCGAGUCCUUCUUUCACACGGUGCUGGAGAACAGCCCAGCCUGCGAGAGCCUCGUGGACAACAACCUGCGGGUCACCAACUGGAACCGCAAGCUGGGCUGCAAGUGCCAGUACAAGCACAUCGUGGACUGGUGCGGCUGCUCGCCCAACGACUUCAAGCCGCAGGACUUCCUACGGCUGCAGCAAGUCUCCAGACCCACCUUCUUCGCCCGCAAGUUUGAGUCCACUGUGAACCAGGAGGUACUGGAAAUCCUGGACUUCCACCUAUAUGGCAGCUACCCCCCCGGCACCCCAGCCCUCAAGGCCUACUGGGAGAAUACCUAUGACGUGGCUGACGGCCCCAGUGGGCUCAGCGAUGUCAUGCUCACUGCUUACACCGCUUUUGCCCGCCUCAGCCUGCGCCACAUCACCACUGCUGCGUCCCCCCUGGCCAACCCACUCUGCAGGUUUGAGCCCAGGGGCUUGCCGUCCAGCGUGCACCUGUAUUUCUAUGACGACCAUUUCCAGGGCUACUUGGUGACGCAGGCGGUGCAGUCCUCAGCCCAGGGGCCGGCAGAGACGCUUGAGAUGUGGCUGAUGCCCCAGGGGUCGCUGAAGCUGUUGGGGCACAGUGACCAGGCCAGCCGGCUCCAGAGUUUGGAGGUCGGCACCGAGUGGGACCCCAAAGAGCGUCUCUUCCGGAACUUUGGGGGGUUGCUGGGGCCGCUGGACGAGCCUGUGGCCAUGCAGCGCUGGGCCCGGGGCCCCAACCUCACAGUCACCGUGGUGUGGAUCGACCCCACCUACGUGGUGGCCACAUCUUAUGACAUCGUGGUAGACGCGGAGACGGAGGUCACGCAGUACAAACCCCCACUGAGCCGGCCCCUGCGGCCAGGGGCCUGGACUGUUCGACUGCUUCAGUUCUGGGAACCUCUGGGUGAGACCCGCUUCCUCGUGCUGCCCUUGACCUUCAACCGCAAACUACCUCUCAGGAAAGAUGAUGCCAGCUGGCUGCACGCUGGGCCACCCCACAACGAGUAUAUGGAACAGAGUUUCCAGGGCCUGAGUGGCAUCCUGAACCUGCCUCAGCCAGAGCCCGCGGAGGAGGCUGCCCGACUACAUGCAGAACUCACGGGCCCGGCGCUGGAGGCCUGGACAGAUGGGGAACUAAGCAGCUUCUGGUCUGUGGCCGGAGUGUGUGCCCUGGGCCCCUCCGCCUGUCCCUCCCUGGAGCUCUGCAGACUGACCAGCUGGAGCUCUCUGUCCCCGGACCCGAAAUCGGAGCUGGGGCCUGUCAAAGCAGAUGGGCGACUCAGGUAGCAGGGUGCCAGCCAGCGCCUACGGAAGACCCGGGAAAUUGCACCUUACAGAUGACGGAGGGCUGUCUCCCUCACAGGCAAGAACCAGAGGCCCAGGCUGUACACCCAUGUCAGCCAUCAAGAACCCACAGAUGGCAGGGAAGGUGGGCAUAGUAUUUACCACUGAAAUGGCUCUGCUGGGGACCAGAUGUUAGCAGGAACAUGGGGAGAAGGGCUCCAGCUUCCUCACCUUCUCCUCUAAUUUUUUUCUUUUUUAAGAAAAAUGGGUGGUGGGGAAUGAACUGGAAACAAAAGAUGUGCAAUAGGGCCCAGAGCAGCCCCAGGAAGUGGGCCAAGGCUCUGGGGAGCAGGGGCCAGACAAGCCCAUCUGCUGCUGCUCUGGAGGAGGCUGGGCUUGCCUCACUCUCUAGGGCCUCACCGCCCAGCUUUGGCCUGUGGUGCUCACGGCUGAGGCUCUGCGGGGCUGCAAGUGCUGCGGCAGGCUCUGAUCAGAGAAGCACUGCAGAGCUGGGCUCUAAUGGGUCAGCCUCUCCUCUUGUAGCCAGGGGACCAUAAAAGAGGGGGCGGGGCUGGCCCUAGGGCUUUCCAGCACACCCUGCCCCUUGACGGGAAAGACAGGGCACCAGGCCUGCUGAGACCACUGCAGUCUCCCAGGUACCCAGAACUGCAAGCAGGGCCUGGGCUUCUGCCCUGGAGUGGUGAGCCCGCAGGAGCGACAUGGGAAGAAGACUCCUCCAGGGCUCUCAGGAGAACCUGGAGCAGCAUUGUGCCUGAAGCGCAGUGUGAAGCCUGAAAUAUGCAACAGAAGAAAUAUAUCUCUCUCUCUCUCA